This is a messenger RNA of Penicillium cosmopolitanum, 1527 nucleotides long. RefSeq lists its product as uncharacterized. The coding region runs from base 1 to 1527 and encodes 508 amino acids. The record is from RefSeq and is a predicted model, not a curated record. The transcript has a single exon. NCBI's taxonomy places the organism in Eukaryota, Fungi, Ascomycota, Eurotiomycetes, Eurotiales, Aspergillaceae.
AUGAUAUCCACACACUCGUUCAAGUCCCUCGUUCUAACCAGCCUCCUACUCCAAUUUGGCUGGUCUCCACUCGUUCACGCCGCACCCUGGAUAAUCACCGAAGCAAACCAAGUCGUGCCCAUAACAGAGCUCAGCUACGACUCAAACGAAGACUACAUCACAAAAGUAACCACUUCCAUCGAAGCAAUCAUUCCAACAGUAACUUCCCUCCCGGAAGCGAUAUCAACACUAACCCAAACAAACACAUACUACGACUACACCAUCACCGCCGUCGAAAAAUUAUACCCCUCCGGCGUCGGAACAGCAAUCAACGUCAACGCAGGCUAUUAUGACAAUUACUACAGCUCCGAUUACAAACAUACAACCGUCUUCGUGGUCGAUUUGACCUACACCGCGCCCACAGGAUGCUCAUCUACAUGGACCACCACGACAGCCGCAACCCUGAGCGCUCUACCUGCUACACUUUCCGCCCUGUUGCCCAGAACAAAGACUUCUGUCUCGCUAUCCGUUGAUACGAGCGUUGCUUUUCAACCAACGACUUACACAUAUGAUCAAGUCUGGGUAGAGCCGACACAAGUCCCGGCUAGUUCGCUCGCUUCACUGCGCAAUGAAAAUUACCCCUCCAGUCUUUAUGGAGCGGGAUCUAAUUGUUACUAUCACUCCUCCUACGUCGACAGCACUGGUUCCACUACCGAUAGGUACGAUCCCAAUACAGGCUUAAGCUCAGGCCCUGGCUCUACCACUUUUACCUCUGGCACUUCCUCCGAUUCUGACUCCGGCACCAGUAGUUCAUCCUACCCAUACAAUUACUACGGCUACGGCUACUGGGACGAAUACGACGAAUGGAACGGCAAAUACUACAGCGGAAUAAGUCUCCUAGCAGUCAUCCUAAUCAGCGUUCUAGGCUGGAUUGGGGUGUGGUUCCUAGCCGGGAUCUUAGAAGCAUUUAUUCGAUUCCGCCGUCUAAUGCUAGGCUGGCAAACUCGUCGAGGAUUGCCGGUUUGUUGGGCUAUGACUAUUCUUCCGCUGUCGUUGUGUUGUCUUUGGGGAUUUAGAAAGGGGUAUAGGGCUCGGUCGGUGGAUGAUGCGGCUAUUUUGAAAGAGAGGUGGGAGAAGAUGGGAUUUUGGAAGAAGUUUUGUCUGUUUUGGGUUUGGGGUUUCAGGUAUAAGUAUCCUACUGUUUUGGGGCCUGCGCCGCCACAGGUUAGGGUUUCUAAGAGGCCUGGAUAUGCUUGGGGUGGGUAUGGGUAUGGCAAUGCGGAUGGGGUUCAUCCUGCGCCGCUGCUGGGGCCGGAGGCCAGUUUGAGGUCGAAUGGGAGUUUGCAGGGGAGUGCGAGGGGACUUGCUCCGGUGAAUACAGCUCCGGGGAUGGCGCAGGUUCAUACUCAGACUCAGGUUCCUGCUCACGGUCAGGGUCAGCAGCCUUUGCAGCCUUUGCCUAGAGCUGUUGUACCGGAGGCGUCGGGGGCGCUGCCUGAGGGUGAAGGUGAAGGUCAGGGGGGAGUUGGACAGGCCCAUUCUCGUUAA